AUUAAUUCGUGGCAGUCGUGUGUUGAAAUCACACCGACUUUGAGCAGACACAUUAAAUAAAGAUUUUUUUUGUAGACUUCGCGUGAAUUUUUUUAUUUAAUUUUUUUUUAAAUUAUUUUGACGCUUAUUUAAUUGGGAAGGAAAAUAAUAAAAUUGUGAUAUCGUGUUAUGUCUUAAAUAUCUACAGGUGUAUGUUAAAUACAAACAAAUUGGUUGGCAUUGAAAUCAGCUACAAACAGGCGGUUUCACUGCGCAAAUAAGUACGAUGAACCAAACUUUAUUGAAAUAAACUAAUUAUUUCGAUUGAAAAUAUGUAUUAAAUCGAUUUGAAAGACAUUUUACCGACAACAAAGAGUGCGGCCGAUACAUGCACAGGAGAGUGGCAUAUUUUUUUAUAUUAGAGAUAUUUCGUCUUUUGUACCUGAAGAGAAGGAGGAUUUGUAGUGUAAGAAGCUACUAAGCUAUCAAAUCAUAGUCACAAUGAAGGUGCCCUUGGCUAUUCUGGGAACAUUUCUGGGCUGCUGUUCAAAUGUUAUCUUUAUGGAAUACACAAUUAAAAUGGAUCCAGGAUCGGGGAAUCUAGUUUCAUUUGCACAUUUUGCAUUCAUCGCCCUGGAAGGGUUUAUAUUCACCUCAAAAUUUGGCACACAAUCGCUUCGCAUCGAUUAUAAAAGUUACGUUGUUUUAGUGGCAAUGUUUUUCGUAGUACAUGUUUGCAAUAAUUUUGCGUUUGACUUCAACAUUCCAAUGCCAUUACACAUGAUUAUACGAGCGGGUUCGUUGAUUGCAAACAUGAUAAUGGGCAUAAUAAUCUUAGGCAGGCGUUACGCUUUCUCCAAAUAUUUGUCAGUUUUAUUGAUAACAUUGGGUAUUGCCAUUUGUACCAUUGUCUCUGGGAGCAACAUUAAAAGUACCGCCAAUCCAGAGUUGGGACUCGAGGACACAAGUGGCUAUUCGGUGUUUUUCUGGUGGGUGUGUGGCAUUACCCUCCUAACUCUUGCACUAUUCAUAUCGGCCCGAAUGGGAAUUUAUCAGGAAGUUUUGUACAGACAACACGGAAAGCAUCCACGUGAAGCACUUUAUGUCACCCAUGUACUGCCGUUACCCGGAUUUUUGCUGUUGUACAACAAUAUUGCGGAGCACAUAGUGAUAGCGAAUGCAAGUGAGCCGGUAUCAGUCCCAGUGCUUGGUGUAUCGAUCCCAAUACUAUGGGCCCUCAUGAUUGCAAAUUGUUUGACGCAAUAUUUAUGCAUCAGUUCGGUAUUUGUACUAACAACCGAGUGCAGCUCAUUGACCGUCACAUUAGUGGUUACGUUGCGAAAAUUUAUAUCGUUGCUGUUCUCAAUUGUUUACUUCAACAACCCGUUCACCAUUUACCAUUGGAUUGGCACGCUAUUAGUAUUCCUCGGCACAAUGAUUUUCACAGAAAUGUUGCCAUCGUUCACUAACAAACCAGAUGCGACAGCCGCCAGCAAAAAAUCAAAAUAAAUUUAUAAAAUACGCUUUUUCACCUUUGUUAGGUGUCUGUGAUUUAAAACAUUCGAAGAGAUGAUGCAAUUUGAAGGAAAUUUAAAACUGAAUGCUCGAGACAGAAUGCGAGAAUUGAAAUUUUUUCCGACAAUUUUUUUCGGUCUCGCAUUUAUUCUUGGGCAUUCAAUUAGGUAUCAAUAGUAAUUAGUGUAUUACUAAAAUUUAGUAACGUGUCAUAUACAAUUAUAAAAAAAAAAAUAAAAAAAAUUAAAUUUACUCAUUUAAGGAUUUUAUUUUCUAGACGUCAAACAUAUGUGUAGUAAAAAUAAAUAACUAAAUCAACAGGUGCGAACAGGUGGUUGAAAUUGUACAGGGUAUUGGCAUAUUUUAUAAAAAAAGUCGUCGAUACAAUUGGUAACAUUUUUUCAAGAUUGUAAAUUUUUCAUUUUUAGUAAAAAAAAAUUACAAAAAAAAAAUUAUGAGAUUCUUUAAUUUUAAAAAUAAACUGAUAUUCAGGGUAGGCAAAUUAGAUGGGAAAAAAAUCGAAAAUUUCAAAAAUCUAUUAAAGACAAAAGUCAGAGCGUCUAUUUAUGAAAUUGGGAAUACCGUCCAAUUCACCAAUGGGAGUUAAUAAUAUGGGACCAUUCAAGUAAUGUUGGAUCGCCCAUAGCCCUGCCCUAUUGGUGAUCAGCAUUAUUUGAUCGGGUUUUAUUGGUAACUAAAAGCUGUUCUUAAUAGCAUCAAAUUGAUACCAUCAAUAUGUGCUUUGUCAAAUAUACAGAAAGUUAACAUUUUUGCCCAAUUUAUUUUUAGAAAAUAAUUUAAUAAAAUUUAAAUGUUAAGAUACAGUAAAUUGAGCAAGCUAGACUGACUCA
Messenger RNA from Contarinia nasturtii (swede midge), 2345 nucleotides. Its product is annotated as UDP-xylose and UDP-N-acetylglucosamine transporter-like. Gene Ontology annotation, biological process: transmembrane transport. Bases 481 to 1488 code for a protein of 335 amino acids. Lineage: Eukaryota; Metazoa; Arthropoda; Insecta; Diptera; Cecidomyiidae. Gene Ontology annotation, molecular function: UDP-xylose transmembrane transporter activity; UDP-N-acetylglucosamine transmembrane transporter activity. The transcript has 5 exons. The record is from RefSeq and is a predicted model, not a curated record. Gene Ontology annotation, cellular component: Golgi membrane; endoplasmic reticulum membrane.